This is a messenger RNA of Vigna umbellata (rice bean), 762 nucleotides long. Lineage: Eukaryota; Viridiplantae; Streptophyta; Magnoliopsida; Fabales; Fabaceae. The record is from RefSeq and is a predicted model, not a curated record.
GAUCUGUGCAAGAGCAUCAACCCUGAUGAGGCUGUCGCUCAUGGUGCAGCUGUUCAGGCUGCUUUGCUGAAUGAAGGUAUGAAGAAUGUUCCAAACUUGGAGCUACUGGAUGUUACACCUCUAUCCCUUGGUAUAAGCGCAAGGCCAGAUGUCAUGAGUGUGGUCAUUCCCAGGAACACUACCAUUCCCGUGAGCAAGACAAAAGUAUUCCACACAACAAUCGAUAACGAAUAUAGCGCGUCGAUUAAAGUUUAUGAGGGUGAGAGAGCAAGAGCCAGUGAUAACAAUUUGUUAGGUUCUUUUGUUCUUUCUGGAUUUCCUCCUGCUCCUCGUGGCCAUCCUUUGGAUGUAUUCUUUGCCAUAGAUUCAAAUGGUAUGUUAACUGUUUCAGCUGAGGAAAAAACCACUGGAAAUAAGAAUGAGAUUAUCAUAACCAAUGACAAAGAGAGACUGUCUCCUGAAGAAAUUAUGAGAAUGAUUCAAGAAGCUGAGAAUUUUCGGGCGGCAGAUAAGAAAUUCCUCAGAAAGUCCAAAGCAAUUAAUUCUUUGGAUAACUACGUUUACAAGAUGAAUAAUGCUUUGAAAAAGAAAGAUAUGAUUUCUAAACUUAGCUCAUCGACAAGGUUGAGUAUUUGUUUGGCAAUUCAGAAGGGUACAAAAUUGCUGGAUGGUAAAAAUCAGAAUGAGGAAGCAUAUGUAUUUGAGGAUUAUCUGAAGAAGCUUGAGAGCCUCUAUGAAAAUAUAAUAGGCAAGAAUGGGUAG